CAUGUAGUAUUGCAUGAUCAGCUAGGAACUCCCAUUUCUAUUAGAUAACAAGUUACGACAUGGGAGUUAAUACAAGUUACUGUGAAGCAGGGAAAGGGAGUUUGUCAUUUCUUAUUUAUGUGCUUUUCAAUCUUUACCAAGGAGUAAACGCCAAGGAGUACUGCCAUACACUGGAAGGGAUCAAGGAAUGUGCCAACGGAUGUUGUGGUGAUAAUUGGAGAAACAAUGUUUCCUGCUGUCCAUUCCACCCUGCGACCUUCACAAUCCUGGGUAUUGCGUUGGUUAUCGUCUUCAUAGCUUACUGUAUCAUUAACGCAAUGAAGAGACGGAACAGGAGAAAAACUGUCAUCAAGCCGAAAGUGUAUACCGAUACAAAACAGGUGUCGUCCGUCUCUUAUGUUCGUGUGGCCACUGGUAUCCUAAAGAAGUACCCAUCCAACCUUCCACCUUCAUACUUAAACGGACAGGAAUUGAGGAUACACAACACCGACGUUCCUCCAACCUAUUCAGACGAUCUGAACUACCUUCCACGAUGACAUCGUUCCCGUCCCAAUCACUGUGACUCUGUUAUCCCGACACAGACUCGCUAAAAGACAUACAUAACAACAUCCUGUAUACAACUUGUCCGGACUUGUAAGAUAUGUUAUUUAUGAAGUGUUGCACUCGCGACACUGUUGUUGUAUAUAGUUCUUUUUGUCAUCCUCGAUACACUUGGAGUUACGCUCAUGUAUGCUCUCUGCACCCCUGGAAUAUGUCAUAGCGAAAUUGAAGGCAAAAAGAUAGCUGUUAGAUUGGUC
This is a messenger RNA of Mizuhopecten yessoensis (Yesso scallop), 797 nucleotides long. RefSeq lists its product as uncharacterized. Bases 60 to 536 code for a protein of 158 amino acids. The record is from RefSeq and is a predicted model, not a curated record. The transcript has 4 exons. Lineage: Eukaryota; Metazoa; Mollusca; Bivalvia; Pectinida; Pectinidae.